UAACUUAUUCUCAUAUUAGUAUUACUUUAGUGUCCCAUCUAGACUAAGUAGUAUUUAGAAUGCCUGCUAUGCACACACACUAAGAAUUUCGUACGAAUAAUUUUGUUGCUUACCCAUGUUUAUCGAUUAUCUGCUAAUCAUUCGUUUCGGGAGAAAACCAAAUUUGUUUACUAUUCUAUAUUUUUUGAGAUGAGGAAUUACGUACAUUAUUUACAAUGGACAGAUAGGUGUCCUCAUCUUGUUUGUUGUCAUCACGUAGAUAACAACAAACAAGAUAAGGACACCUAUCGUCGUCCAUUGUAAAUAAUGUACAAAUAUGUCUGGGACGCUAUCUCUUUUGACUUCAGGAAAAUAUUUAGUUUCAGUAUUGAAAUCUCUUUGUAAACAUAUAUACUCGAAGUAUACUUAAGAUAGGUUUCAACUAUUAUUGGCUGAAUAGCACUACGUAGCAGUGUAGGGAGGGGUCAUUUAUGUCAUACUUUGGGAUAUCAUUGCCCACUUGAGUCGAGAUUUGUUGAAUGCCGAAAUAUAUUCCUGUCUCGAUGGUUUGUCUGAUAUCUUCUGGAGGAAUUUGUUCAGGCAUUGAUGACUGCUUUAGCAAUGAUGUGCCCAGAAGAUCCUUACCUGUUCAUUAUCAACAAACUUUUGCAUAUCAAAGAACAAGGACUUCAAUCUGUUCGUUGGGACAUGUUUCUUGAUGAGACUAUUAAAUCCAGGAGGGCGUUGUAUAAAUGCAGAUUUGAAUUUUCUUUUGAAGAGGAUGAAGAUGAAAAUGUAAUGCGUGAAUUGUUUCUAAGAGCAUAUGAAUACUUCAACUUAAAAUUAAAAUGGAGAGGUCUUAAUGCAUUCAUAUCAAACUGGACUGCAUGCAAAGAAAAGAAGGAAGGUGUGAUUGCAAAAGUUUUAAGAAUACAAACUCAACGCCAAUACAAAUUUGUUUACACUGCUUUUUUUGCUUGGAAAGAAUGGACACAGCAGAUAGUGGACCGAUAUGCAAUCUUUCAUUUUACAGCAGCUCAACAACUGCUUGAUCAUGUUUGGGAUUUGCAACUGUGUAAAACUAUUUUCAAUGCCUGGCACCAUGUCACACUUGAAUCAAUUCAACAGAAAGAGUAUUUUGAUAGAUUAGAAAAGGGAGAGAAUACUGAGAAUGAGGAACCAAUUCCUUCAAAAAAUUGUCUUCCAGAAGUACAUGACAGUAUUUCAACUUUACCUUACAAAGUUUCUGUACAGAUAUUCAGUUUCUUAAAUGCCAUUGAUCUUGCCCACUGUGCCCGUGUAUGCCGUUCCUGGAAGGUUCUAACCAAUGCCAGUACACUCAGGUAUAAGCUUAAUCUUCAUGAAAUAAGCCAUAGGUUGAAUGAUUUGACUGUGAGCAAACUGAUUUACCUCUACCGUCCAUAUCUGCUGCACUUAAAUCUGCGAAACUGCCAAUGUAUUCAGAUUUCUUCCUUCAUGGCAAUAAGUAGCUGUAAUAACCUGCAGGACCUUAAUUUGUCAAACUGCCAGGCACUUAAGGAUGACCAUCUACUUCUCAUAGCUCGGCGUUGUCAUAUCUUACUUUACCUUAAUAUUUCUCACACACUUAUAACUGAUACAGCUUUAAGAAUAAUUGCUCGGUAUCUCAGUAACUUACUUUGCUUAAGUUUGGCAUAUUGCAGAAGGUUCACAGACAGAGGAAUGACUUACCUGGCACAAGGAGAAUGCUGUAAGAAUUUAGAACAUUUAGAUCUUUCAAAUUGUCUUCAGUUAACUCCUGAAGGAUUCAUGCAAAUUUUCAACAAGUGUGAUAAUCUUAAAGUCUUUAUUGUUGAUGAAUUCCCAACUUUAACGGACCAAUGCAUCCAGAGUAUCUUACUUCAUUGUUCCAAACUAGAACACAUCUCCUUCCUUGGUUCUCCACUACUCACUGAUGCAGCAUUCCAGAAGUUUCCCAAAACACUGAAAAUUAUCAAACUUGAAGGUAACAAUCGUAUCUCUGACAUGUCUAUCAAGCUGCUAAGCCGAAUGUGUCCCAAUGUGAGUCAUAUCUAUUUAGCAGAUUGCCAGAGACUAACAGAUAUAUGUCUUCGAUAUUUAGCAACUUGCAAGCAACUAACCAUUCUUAAUCUUGCUGAAUGUAUAAACAUUACAGAUGCUGGGAUUCGAAGUUUUUCAGAUGGGAUCUGUGCCAUUAAGCUACGGGAAUUGAAUCUAUCAAACUGUGUGCAUCUGGGUGAUAUGUCUUUGAUCAUCAUUUCUAAAAAAUUACAGAAUUUGACUUACCUUAGUCUGAGCUUUUGUGAUAACAUCAGUGAAUCCAGUCUGGAAGCAUUGGGACAGGCACCAAAUCUAAUUUCGCUGGACAUUUCUGGUAGUUCUUGUUCAGAUCAGAGUAUUUCCGCAAUUGGAAAAAGAGCAAGGAUGAAGAAUAUCAACAUUUCUCAGUGUACUAAUAUUACAGAUUUAGGGCUCCAGAAGUUUGCUAAGCAAUGUCCAGGCUUAGAGCAGAUUGAUCUUUCACACUGUCUGCAAAUUACAGAUGUUGCUAUAAAGAAUUUAGCUUUCUGCUGUCGUCUUUUGAGUUGUGUGAAAUUAUCUGGUUGUAAAUUUAUCACCGACCUUGCACCGCAGUAUUUGUCUGGUGUGUGUCAUUAUCUAGUCCAGCUAGAUCUCAAUGGCUGCAGUUUAAUUACAGAUAAAGGAAUGAAAUAUGUGCAGAAAGGCUGCAAUUGGUUGCGCAUCCUGAACAUUCUCUAUUGUAAAAGUAUUUCAAAGUCUAUAGUUCAGAAAAUGAAGCGCUCUAUUGAUACUGUGAACUAUAAUGGUGAGGAAUGUCAUCCAUCUUUGGAAUGUUAAACAGAGAAAUAAUUUAAUUUGACAUGAGGAACCAUAGUAUUAUUCCCCUAAUAAAGAUUAGCUAAUUUACAUCUGUUAAUCUGUAAUCAAAUUUUCCCCACCAAUUCAAAACUUGCUAAGCAGCCAUAUUUUCUUCAUAUCUCACUCAAAAUUCUUUGAAAGAGGAGACAUUGGAUAAUCUAUUUAAUUAAAACUAGAUGACACAUAACAACAACAGUUGCAAUUAAAUAUACAAUACCGGAAUAUGUUCUACAUUAUAUACAGGGUCCGCCAAAAGUAACUAUAUAUUUUUAUUUCAACAUGAUAAAUGUAACAUAGAAGAAAUAAGCUACUACAAUACAGAAAGUAACACAGGGUACACUAAAGUUUGUUGCAACAUAAAACGUGAUGUUUAUUAAAGCUCUGUGUGCUCUCCGUGGAGCUCAAUGCACUUUGCUAAUCUUUCAGGGACGGAGUGGCAUACUUUGGCGCACAGCUGCAAUGGCAGCUCGAAUUUGUUCCUUAAGUUCAGCAAUGUUGCGGGGCUUUGUUGAGUAGAUUCUCUUUGAGAACGCCCCACAGGAAAAAGUUGGGUGGGGUCAAAUCCGGCGAAUGAGACGGCCACUCAAGCGGUCCUCGCCUGCCAAUCCAUCGACAGGGCAGGUUGGUGUCCAGCCAGUCUUGCACAAGCGUAGCAUAAUGGGCUAGUGCCCCAUCCUGCUGAAAGUACAGACCCUCUGCUCCAUCCUGCUCUUGUAAUAACGGCAAAACCAGCUUCUGUAACAUAGCCAGGUUACAUUGUGCAGAAUCAUUUCAAAACCGCAAUCUUUUGUUCUUUUGUUAAUCGGGUGGAUACAAUCGAUAUAACAGUAUAUCUGAAAUAGGGGGAAAAAAAAAGAAAUAAAAAUAUAAGAUUUCAGUUUUCAAAUGACAUAUGAAAUAGAAAAAUUGAAUAAGUAUCAACAAGGUUACAAGCAAAAGAAAAUAUAUAGUUUCUUAUGGCAGACCCUGUAAAUAGCAGACAGCCUAUAAAUGAUCAUUCAGUCUACUAUAAAUAUAAACCAAAUUUUCGAGUCACUCACUAUCAUCUUAAUUGGAUAAUGUAGUCUACAUAUAUUAUAUCUAAAAAAGAAAAAAAGAACAAAAGGAUAAAACAUUGAAAGUCAGUGACAGAAUUCUAUUGAUCAUAAGUUUUUACCUUAACUGCAUAACAGGACAAUGGAAUGUAUAUAAUUGUUUUAUGAAGAAUGAGGACCAAGAUUAAGAAUAUGAUUGCAAUGAAAAAGCAUUUUAAACAGAGAUUUUGAAUAAAAAUUCAUGAUAAAUAAAUAGUUUGCAGAAGGAAGGUUUUACAGGAUUUAUUGAUGAGUCUGUUGUAUUAGUUUCUGAUGUAAGAUAACUGUAUUUCAUUAAAUUUUAAUUAUCUUUUUA
This is a messenger RNA of Octopus bimaculoides (California two-spot octopus), 4248 nucleotides long. Its product is annotated as F-box and leucine-rich repeat protein 13. NCBI's taxonomy places the organism in Eukaryota, Metazoa, Mollusca, Cephalopoda, Octopoda, Octopodidae. Gene Ontology annotation, cellular component: SCF ubiquitin ligase complex; cytoplasm. Gene Ontology annotation, molecular function: protein binding. The record is from RefSeq and is a predicted model, not a curated record. Gene Ontology annotation, biological process: SCF-dependent proteasomal ubiquitin-dependent protein catabolic process.